AUGCACUUAAAUGACUACGGCUACACCCCCUUCUUUGCUGGCAUCGACACUGUGCUGAUCGGCCGCAAGACGUUUCAGCAGAUUGACUCCUGGGGUGACCCCUACCUCUAUGCGAGCAAGCGCAACAUCGUCUUCUCACGGACGCUGCGGCAGGAAGCGCUGGCAAUGCGGCAGCGGCAGGGGGUGGAGGUCGAGCUCGAGGCGGGCGACCCCGUCGAGGCGGUGCGCGCUCUCAAGUCGGCGCCUGGGGCAGGCAGGAUCUGGCUAGUCGGCGGCUCGGAGCUCGCGGCGCCGCUGCUGUCGGCGGGGCUUGUAGAUGAGAUGGUGCUCUCCUUCCAUCCCGUCCUGCUGGGUGACGGCAUCCCCCUUUUCAGGCGUGGCAUGGCGGAGUCAGAAUGGACCGUGGUGUCAAGCAAGACCUUCGAUACGGGCCUGGUGCUGCGCCUGCUUCAACCAGAGGAUCUGCUGCGCUUCAGCCUGGCCAGCCACGCCACCCGCCUCGCUACUUCCGCGGACGAGCUGUGGCGGCACUGCUGGCCAUCGGGCCAGCCCCCGCCGCUGCCGGUCGGUGGCUUACGCGCCGCAUACUGCGGUUACCGACGGUCGCAGUGCGCCGAGUGCGGCAAGCCGACGCCGCAUGCGUUUGUGCCGCUGGGCUGCCGCCUGUGCGUGGCGUGCGAGCAGCGAAACCCCAUCAAGUAUGGGCUGGCGUCUGAGCUGGAGGCACGCGAGCGCUAUGGAGUCAGCUCCGCGGCGCUGGACGGCCUGCCCAGCGUGCUUGUUAUGAGGCGGCGUUGGUAUCUGAGGUCGGCAGUCGCUGCGCUCUCACGAGCUACGCACAUCGGUCGUGCCGGCAGCAGCAGCAGCCAGGACGGCAGCGACAGCGACAGCGAUGGGACGGGGAGUGGCGACGCUUUUGAACAGGAGGGCGAGGCGGCAGGCGGCAGCAGCACGCAUGCGGCACGCAUGGCAGCUGCGGCUGCGCAUGCAGAGUUAAACGAUUUGGAAGCGGGGCCGGAGCAAGCAGGGCUGGAGGGGCGUCUGGCUGCCUUGGAGCUCCAACAUUCCCAGCGCGAGGCGCGGCGCGAAGAGCGCAAGCAGGCGAAGAAGCAGGGGCCCAAACAGCCGAACGCACAGGCGUCCGGUGGGAGCAGCCACUCGCCUGGCAACGGGCGGCGAGGGCGCGGGGACGGGAAGAAGGCGCGCUACCAGGAGCAGCGGCUGGCGCGCAGCAAGGGCGAACCCGUCGCGUCGCGUCGCGGCAGCAAGGCCACGAGCAGCUGGCUGGUGGAGCGCGAGAAGCUGUUUGAGGAGUACGGCGUGUUUGACGCAUCCGGGCUGAUUUUAGCCGCAGAGUCGAAAGGCUUCAUCUGA
Molecule: messenger RNA, 1374 nt
Organism: Monoraphidium neglectum
Lineage: Eukaryota; Viridiplantae; Chlorophyta; Chlorophyceae; Sphaeropleales; Selenastraceae
Product: bifunctional deaminase-reductase domainprotein
Exons: 6
Coding region: 1-1374 (457 amino acids)
Biological process (GO): riboflavin biosynthetic process
Molecular function (GO): 5-amino-6-(5-phosphoribosylamino)uracil reductase activity
Source: RefSeq, a predicted model, not a curated record